AUGUGCCGUAUAGUGCGGGUACAAGAAGAGUGGCGCGUUGGUUCGCCGUCGAGCCUUUUAUUGCUGCAUGUGGGUUCCGAAGUGCCCGAGUUUACAGUUCCACACAAAGCUACAGAUGUAUGGGAAACUUACAUUUUAAAUAAUAAAGAAUAUGUCAUACAGAAUUUACCUGUGAAUUGGGAAAAUGCCAAAAUACUGUGCAGAGGUCAUCACAAGGGCAGCCUUGCCAUUCUAGACACAAGAGAGAAAGCUGAAUUUAUGGCUGAAGCGUUAUCGGAAUUACAAUUCUCGAUUGAGUCAGUUUGGGUGGGAGCCAGAAGAGAUUCGAGUGAUGAUCCUGAGGGGUAUAGAUGGGGUCAGAGUCGAGAACUUAAAAGAACAUCUGCUGAUGUGCUGUCUAAUGAGGAUGAUGAAAAUAAGCAUUACCCAUUGUGGCUAAAUCGAACCCACAUACCUGUACCAGAAGGCGGAGCAGACUGUGUAGCACUUGAAAGGGUGCGGCACGAUAAGCCUGUAUUCUUAGAUCUCCCUUGCCAUUUGGAGAGACCCUUUGUGUGUGAAAGAGACGCAAGUGUUGAAGCGCAAGUCUUACAGCUAAAGACAGUGAGGUGUCGUAGCGGUCUCUACCACGUGUAUGAUGGCAGGCUCGAUUGGACUCAAGCCGCAGCUUACUGUGUCUUAAAAAAAAUGGCGCUUGCAAAUAUAGGUACUAUGAGGUGUUUAAAGAAACUUGGCCUCACGAUGUUGAAAUCUAGACCGAGUAUAGAAAGUGCAUGGAUAGGAGCCAGAGGUUCAUUGGGUCAGUGGGCGUGGGUCGACACAGGGGUCAGCAUAUUCAAACCCGGCCCUCUUAUUGACACUUCUAUAUGGCCACCGAUGAGGGACAGAACAGCGAUCAAACAAAAUGGCUGCCUACAAAUAGACAGACACACAGCUCGAUCUCCUGUUUUUAUGGAAGCCAGGUGUGAGAGGAAAAUGCAGUUCAUAUGUUAUGAAGGCUUGCCGUCGCUCCACACAGUAGCGCCACCUAGCGACGACAAUUACUACUACAUUUUAGUAAAACAACGCUUUUAUUGGCAACAUGCGUUUGAAAAUUGCCAACUAAUGAACGGUUCGUUGGCAAGUGUUGAAAAUAGUGAUAUCUUGGUGCAACUGCUACUUCUUAUGGGGGAGAAUAAAGAUGAACCGGUAGACCACAUUUGGAUAUCAGGCCGUUUGAACAUGACAAAAGAUAUAACUAAUGAUGCAGUCUCAUAUUCUUGGUACAAUCCCGUUACCGGGAAGAGAAUCCCGGAUCCCAAGAGUGGAGAUGCUUCCAUUGGACUAUACAUGCCACCGUGGUUGGACGAGGAGUUCACUGUGGAUAGUUCUUGCUUGAACUUAGAUCGACAGGAUCAUCUCAUAGGGCUUGUGUAUGGCCUCCCUUGUGACACUCCUCAGUACUCAGUUUGUAUGAUUGAAAAAUCUCGAAUACCCACAACAAGUGAGAAUCAAACAGAUGGUUAUGAAACAUCA
Messenger RNA from Brenthis ino (lesser marbled fritillary), 1515 nucleotides. The record is from the annotation of a GenBank genome assembly. Lineage: Eukaryota; Metazoa; Arthropoda; Insecta; Lepidoptera; Nymphalidae.